This is a messenger RNA of Spirometra erinaceieuropaei, 580 nucleotides long. Lineage: Eukaryota; Metazoa; Platyhelminthes; Cestoda; Diphyllobothriidea; Diphyllobothriidae. The record is from the annotation of a GenBank genome assembly.
AUGUAUGCACACGGCCGGUAUGCCGGCGUCGGGACAGACCAUGCUGUAUGGGAGUGCUGGGUCUCCACGGAACCAGCGGUUGCAACGCCAACGGCCUCCUCCUCCGCAAACCUGCACAGAACUCCUUACCAACGCCUACUUCUGCCCUCCGACGCGGGUAGUGGCAACGUGGAUGCACCCUUGCUCGCGGAGCUGAUGUCUGUUGGACUAUAUUUUCCUCUGGAGACGAUACCUCCACAGCGUGCUGGUGACAGUGGCGAUCUGCGGUGCGGACGGCUGGAUGGAUCACCGUCUCAUCUUUAAGAUGAGACUGCGACUCCAACCUCGCAGAUGACCACUUGAUGGAUUAAAUGAAUCCUGUCAAAUGUGUCUGCUCGCUACCCCACACACAUGGCGCGCCAACUGCGCAACGGAAUGAUGGCUCAAGUCACGGACAAUUGGGCGGUCUCGGAAGCGAUAAUGGGAUAAAGUAGGGAUAUGUACCGCUUCCACCCUCUUUAGCCUCACGUCCUCCACUAUGCUGAUGGACGCUCAUGAUGAGGAGCGACCAAUAAUAAACAUUGCCUGCGAAUUCGAUUAA